Messenger RNA from Harpegnathos saltator (Jerdon's jumping ant), 1325 nucleotides. Its product is annotated as SPRY domain-containing protein 7. Bases 517 to 1098 code for a protein of 193 amino acids. The record is from RefSeq and is a predicted model, not a curated record. The transcript is spliced from 4 exons. Gene Ontology annotation, molecular function: protein binding. NCBI's taxonomy places the organism in Eukaryota, Metazoa, Arthropoda, Insecta, Hymenoptera, Formicidae.
GUUAUGCAAAAGCCUGUGCUCUUGCCCUAUCGCGUUGAGUAUAUAGAUAUUUGUACGCGUGCGCAUUGUUAUAUUUAUCCUUAUUCUGACAUGAAAGCGUAACCUAACAUAACCUUAAAUGUAAAUACUGUGCUAUUCGUAUAGCAUCGCGCCUUUUAAAAAGUUCCACUGUCAAGUCGCGAGGAGGUGUCACAAAAUAUGAGCCACUGCACUAUUAGAGGCACGUCGUGAUUUCUUAUAUUAAUCGGAAUUUCUAAAACACGGAGCCAUCUUCGUUUGAGUUACGCGUGGGUUUGAAUAACGCCUAGUUGGAAAAUUUCUACGUCAGUCACGGUGCGCGAUCGUUCAUGAAUGAGUUUUGCGUAUUGUAGAAAAGCAGUGAAUCAUCAAUAGACUCCGACAGAAAUAACUCUGAACGAGAGAGAACGAUCGUUUCUCUCCUGUGUGGUCGUUGUGAAUUAUGAUGCCAUAUUCGUCCUUCUGAAAGGAGUCUCAUCCGGACGGCAAGCGCGAACGAUGUUUUGCUGUCUGAGAAAUUGUUUCGACGGCCUCGGUUUCGCCACGGCUCAAGCACCGCAGCGAGAACGAAAUCCCAUCGCCUUAGACACAUCCCACAUGGGAAACGAGGUAGUGAUAGUAAAAAAUGGUCUAAGAAUAUGCGGUAGUGGUGGUGCCUUAACGAAUGCCCCUCUUGUUCAGAGCAAGAGUUAUUUUGAAGUAAAGAUUCAACAAGGUGGUAUAUGGGGUAUUGGACUGGCCAGGAGAGCUGCGGAUCUCAAUGCUUCUGUAGGAGGAAAAGACUCAGAAAGUUGGGCUCUUAAUUCGGAUGGUAUCCUAAGACACAACGAGCAAGAGUUACACAAAAUACAACAACCUGUACAGGAAGGGGAUGUCAUUGGAAUAUCCUAUGAUCAUGUUGAAUUGAAUUUUUACGUGAACGGAGUAUCCAUGAAUGCUCCAGUUAUUGGUAUAAAGGGACGGGUUUAUCCAGUUUUAUAUGUGGACGAUGGAGCCAUUCUAGACUUAAUACUGGACAAUUUCGUCCAUGCUCCGCCAAUGGGUUUCGAGAAAAUAAUGCUGGAACAAUCAUUGCUCUAGCAGAAUGGAAGUAAGAUCGUUAAUGUAUCGUCAAAGCUGACAUUUUUCGUCCAUUUCGACUUUAAUUGAAUAUUGGAACCAAACUAACAAUAAAUUGAAGAAGCAGGUCAUUAAGGCAUUAGUAUUAAGAAAUAACGUCACAAAAUAUAAAUUCGUCAUAAUAAUCGUAUGAUGACACAUGAAUAUACUUAAUUGUGAGGAAUGUGAAAUAAACGAUUUGCCUAAUA